Momordica charantia (bitter melon) is the source of this 1221-nucleotide messenger RNA. RefSeq names its product myosin-G heavy chain-like protein. Gene Ontology annotation, cellular component: chloroplast. The record is from RefSeq and is a predicted model, not a curated record. NCBI's taxonomy places the organism in Eukaryota, Viridiplantae, Streptophyta, Magnoliopsida, Cucurbitales, Cucurbitaceae.
CACCUGAUCGAAGCUCCAAAGAGUUCUUGUGGUGGUGAAGCUAUUUUCGAUCGAAAUACAGAAAAUUGUAGUGGCUAUAAUUGCAUGAUGGAAAUUGAAAUUCCAAAGGCCACCUGAAAAAAACUGAAAAAUUCCAGCCCCCAAUUUACAGCUCAAGUCCCUGAAAUGGAAACCAGCAGCCAUAGAUUUUUCCUCUCAAAGGAAUAAAAUCAUGGCCGCGAACUUCGUUAUUGCGUUUCAUUACCCAAAUCCACACUCUUCUUCUUCAAAUCUGCUGCAGAAAAAAACGCCCCUUUCAAAGAUUCAUUCUCUCCGUUCAUAUUCUUCGAGAAAAUUCGCUGUUUCAGAGGGAGCCGAGGGUAGAGUUAAAGAAGAGGAACUCCCUCUCACUUCGUCUUCUUCUGGAUCAUCAUCUUCCUCUGCACGCUCACAACUUGAUCUCUUGGAGCAACUCACUUCUGGUAGCCAAUUAAUUGAUGGUUAUGAGAGUGACGGCAGUUACCAGAGAAUUACAAUUCGUGAGCAGCUUGCACAAUUAUUCAGAGACAGAGACGACGAUUUUACCAUUCCAUUGGGUAAGAACUUGAAGAAGCUUUACAAAGCAUGGAGGAAAUGAGGCUGCACACCAGAUGGCUAAACUCGCGAUAGAGACAAAGAGGCUUCAGAUAUGGCUUGAAGAUUGCAAUUGAAAAGUGUCUGAAGCCUUAAUGAAAGACUGUUUAUCUUCCUCUUUGUAAUUUUUUUGUGACAUUAUCUAAAAAAAAUUGUUUUUCCUUAAGUUAUUUUUUCAAUAUUCGUGAGUAUUGGGGGUCAUUUUAUGCCUACCUCGAUUGAUCUGACAAGACAACUACUUGACCUUAUUAUGUUUGAUUGCCAAAAAAAGUUAAAAAGUUAUUAAUUCCUAGGUAGGUGGCCACAUAGUUCAAACAUAUUCUCUCUAAUGUCUUUACUCUUUUUAUUGGUCUCAAUGACUACUCGGUCGACCCAUGGUGGUCCUAAAUUUGUUCUUAGAUGACCUAUUUUUACAACAACCAAUAUUCUUCUUCCUUCCAAAAUUCUAGGCUCUCGUACAUGAUAACACAAAGAUUUAUAAGCUUCUCAAUCAUAAUCUUAAAAACAGUUCCAAAAAUAGUACAAGAAGCUAUUCUGAAAACAACCUAGAUAACUUUUUCUAAUAACCUAUCGUUGCAUAUAUGAAGAAGUAUGAAAAUUUACCUCUUU